Lathyrus oleraceus (garden pea) is the source of this 1817-nucleotide messenger RNA. RefSeq names its product protein CANDIDATE G-PROTEIN COUPLED RECEPTOR 7. Gene Ontology annotation, cellular component: membrane; Golgi apparatus. The transcript has a single exon. Bases 169 to 1491 code for a protein of 440 amino acids. Gene Ontology annotation, biological process: transport. Lineage: Eukaryota; Viridiplantae; Streptophyta; Magnoliopsida; Fabales; Fabaceae. The record is from RefSeq and is a predicted model, not a curated record.
GUCACGACCACGACGUCGUUUUAGAAAGACCAAAUUCUUCUUUCACAUCUCAAUCAUCAACCGAUUCAACACUGAAUCGCUACCUUCAACAAUACGCCAACAACAGAACUAAACAGAACACAGUUUCACUCAAAUCGCUUCUUCAGAGUCUCAUUUUUCAUUCUAAAAAUGGACAAAACGACGAUCACCACCGUCGUUUCACUCAUCACAAUUCUCUUCCUCUCAAUCACACCUCCAUCAACGGCUGAGAUCAAAUCUCUCACCAUAACCUCCGAUACCCGACCCAUGAUCCUAUUAGAGAAAUUCGGGUUCACGCACACCGGCCACGUCCGGAUCGCCGUAUCGGAAGUCUCCGUCGCCGCCUCCGGAUCACAGCCGGAUCCAUCUCGUCUCGGAUUCUUCCUCCUCAGCGAAGAAUCGCUUCUUCAAGUCCUAAUUGAGAUCCAACAAAACCCUAGCUUCUGCGUUCUCGAUUCACGUUACAUCACGCGUCUCUUCACUUUCCGUGACCUCUCACCUCCUCCCACGGCGUCGUUUAACCGUUCUUACCCCGUUACAUCUCCGAAUGAGUUCAGUCUCUUCUUCUCUAACUGUGCGCCUGAAACCUCCGUUUCCAUGGCGGUUCGCACCGAGCUUUUCAACCUCGACGCCGAUGGUUCCUCUGAUUAUCUCUCCGCCGGUCAAACACAGUUGCCUUCUCUCUACUUUCUCUUCUCCAUCGUUUACUUCGGUUUCUUUGGUGUAUGGUUAUAUGUCUGUUACAACAACAAACUCUCCGUUCACCGGAUCCAUCUCCUCAUGGCAACUCUCCUCCUCAUGAAAGCUCUUAAUCUUAUCUGCGCAGCCGAGGAUAAACACUACGUCAAGAUCACCGGAACUCCACACGGUUGGGAUGUUCUCUUUUACAUCUUCCAGUUCAUUCGUGUGGUGUUGCUUUUCACCGUCAUUGUAUUGAUUGGCACCGGAUGGUCAUUCCUCAAACCAUUCCUGCAGGAAAGGGAGAAGAAGGUUCUCAUGGUUGUUAUUCCUCUUCAGGUUUUGGCAAAUCUGGCUUCGGUUAUAAUUGGUGAAACCGGUCCUUUUAUCAAGGAUUGGGUUACAUGGAAUCAGGUUUUCUUGCUUGUUGAUAUCAUUUGUUGUUGUGCAAUCAUUUUUCCUAUUGUAUGGUCGAUUAAAUCACUUAGGGAAACAUCCAAGACUGAUGGAAAAGCUGCUAGGAAUCUCGCAAAGCUAACACUUUUCAGGCAGUUUUAUAUUGUUGUUAUUGGUUACCUUUACUUCACACGCAUUGUUGUUUUUGCUCUCAAAACCAUCACUGCUUAUAAGUAUAGGUGGGUUAGUAAUCUUGCUGAGGAGGGUGCUAGUCUUGUCUUUUACAUUGUCAUGUUUUACAUGUUUAUGCCUGUGGAGAAGAAUGAGUAUUUUGUGCUUGAUGAUGAGGAAGAAGAGGCCGCCGAGAUUGCUCUCAAGGAAGAAGAGUUUGAGCUUUGAAACAAACAAUGGGUUUGGCUCAUUCACAGAUAUUAGGUUCGCGGUACGCCUAUAACUGCAAGUGCAACUACAAUUGUGGUUCAAGUCUGCUAUGCUGUUAGUGCCCUGCUGUUCCUUUUUUUCUUCCUUUGACCCCUUUUUAUUUUCUAACAUUCUAUUUUACAGUUAGAGAUAUUGUAAUACUGCCUGUAUGUUUUUAGAUUUUAUUUUGUAUUUGUUUGGAUUGCUCAAAUUGUAUUGUGCCGAAUAGAAAAAGUCUGUUCAUGUUUGUACUCAAAAUCAAAUGCUUCUUUCACUCUGGGAGAUGAUUGCUCAGGUGCUGUCGA